Messenger RNA from Lichtheimia ornata, 1581 nucleotides. RefSeq lists its product as uncharacterized. The transcript has 9 exons. The record is from RefSeq and is a predicted model, not a curated record. Lineage: Eukaryota; Fungi; Mucoromycota; Mucoromycetes; Mucorales; Lichtheimiaceae. The coding region runs from base 1 to 1581 and encodes 526 amino acids. Gene Ontology annotation, molecular function: oxidoreductase activity, acting on paired donors, with incorporation or reduction of molecular oxygen; monooxygenase activity; iron ion binding.
AUGGAUCUUCGUCUUACUAUGGCUGAUCCACUUCGUGCUUGGGCUGUUAAAAAGAAAACGACGUUGGGUCCCAUUGCUGGUGCUGUAGCAGUGAUUUGGAUCAUUUCACGCUUGCAAGGAUAUGUAACUGCUAGCAAAAGCAGCAACAGCAAGCUUCCCUCUCCAAGGUUUGCUCUUCCAUAUUUCGGCCAUCUUUUUAACUUGGGACCCAAUACUAUUGAGACAUUUGGUCAUUGGCAUAAACGUUAUGGGCCAAUCAUCCUUAUCCAAAUGGGUGUCAAGCAAAUGGUCAGCAUAUCUGAUCCCUUUAUUGCACAAGAAGUGUUGGGAACCAAUGGUAGUUUGGCAGCAAAUAGGCCAUACAACAAGUACAUGACGAAGCUGUUUGGUAAAAAUGGGAGAGGGGUUGUCUUUGCCGAAACUAAGAGCAAAUCAUGGAGGAAGGCACGCGGCAUUGCAACGACUAUUCUUGGACCGAACAACGUGAACAAAAAGCUUCCCGAAAUGGGCAACGAAACCGAGGAACUGGUUAAUGCUCUCGCGACUGGAAAAAACAUCGAUCCAUCUGAUCACAUUUUGCGUUUAUCGCUCAACUAUAUGCUGCUCAACUGCUUUGGUAUACGUGCAGCAUCUACGGAUGAUCCAAUCUUCAAAAAAUGUGUAUACCUUAUAAAGUAUACCAUGGUGUACACGGGUAUCAAGUAUAUGAUCUCUGAAUACCUUCCAGUGUUGUCAUUCCUUGAUUACUUGAUCGGUGGCGAGAAAACUUACGCAAUGCAUAUCGAGAAGGAGCGUGAUGCAUGGCUCCGAGAAUGGAUGUUGAAUGCCCAUAAUGAUGGAAAAGAUUGCAUGGCAACGGCGUUGCUAGAAUCGGUGCAUCAUGGUGACAUUGAUGAAGCCACAGCCAUUGUGACACUGGCUGAUCUCCUUUUUGCUGGUACGGAUACCGCCGCCGUGACUAUUGGAUGGGCAUUUGGCAUCUUGUCAGUGAAACCAGAUGUUCAACGCAAGAUACAACAAGAGCUCGACCAUUUUAUUGAGACCCAUAAGCGGAUGCCAAUCUUUACCGAUCGAGAUCAAUUCCCAUACAUGAUCGCUGUUCAGAAGGAAUGUAUGCGUUUUCGACCCACCACACCUCUAGGAGUAACACAUGUCGCAUCUGAGGAUAUUGUAUGGCGAAACAAAAUCAUUCCAAAAGGUGCUAUCAUCGCGUCCAACAUGGUUGCUAUGCAUAAGAAUCCUGAUGUGUAUCCUGAACCACACGUCUUUCGACCCGAACGCUUCCUCGAUAAGACAGAGACAUUUACAGCAUCAGCUAAAUCGAAAAUUGAGGAUCGUGAUCAAUACAACUUUGGUUGGGGAAGACGUUUAUGCCCUGGAAGCUAUCUGGCUGAAGUUCACAUGUUCAAUGCAUUUACCCAUGUCUUUGCGCGAUGCACGAUUGAGCCGCGGGUGGAUGAUGAAGGUUGUCCUGUGCCUUUAGACCUCGAAAGAUUUCUCCCACAGCCAGAGGUGGUGAUUGUUACCGCGCACCCGCCAUAUCAAGUCCGUUUCGUACGUCGUACGGAAAAAUCAGCUUAG